ACUGGGAAAAACUAUUGACUCGAGUAUAAGCCGAGGGUGGGAAAUGAGGCACCUACUAGUCAAUGUAAAAAAUAAAGAUAGAGACCAAUGGUGUCAUUUGGGGGAGGGCCCCAUCGUUGGUGUCAGUGGAAUAGUGCCCUAUCGUUGGUGUCAGUGGUGGGGGGAAUAGUGCCCCAUCGUUGGUGUCAUGGGGGGAGGAAUAGUGCCCCAUCGUUGGUGUCAGUGGGGGGAGGAAUAGUGCCCCAUCGUUGGUGUCAGUGGGGGGAGGAAUAGUGCCCCAUCGU
Molecule: messenger RNA, 284 nt
Organism: Staurois parvus
Lineage: Eukaryota; Metazoa; Chordata; Amphibia; Anura; Ranidae
Source: the annotation of a GenBank genome assembly